This is a messenger RNA of Aspergillus uvarum CBS 121591, 1445 nucleotides long. Its product is annotated as flavin monoamine oxidase family protein. Gene Ontology annotation, molecular function: oxidoreductase activity. NCBI's taxonomy places the organism in Eukaryota, Fungi, Ascomycota, Eurotiomycetes, Eurotiales, Aspergillaceae. The record is from RefSeq and is a predicted model, not a curated record. The coding region runs from base 33 to 1445 and encodes 470 amino acids. The transcript is spliced from 3 exons.
ACUGAAUCUUCUUCCAGCCAGCCACCCCCAUCAUGUACGACGUGAUUGUCGUCGGUGCCGGCUUCAGCGGCCUCCAAGCCGCCUACUCCGCCCAGCAAGCCGGUCUCUCAACGCUCGUUCUCGAAGCCCGCGACCGCGUCGGCGGCAAGGUCUGGAGCGUGCCGCUGGCCUCCGGGCGGGGCUGCGUCGAGCUCGGCGCCGCCUGGAUCAACGACACCCUGCAGCCCCGGGUGUGGGCGUAUGCGCAGCGGUUUGGGAUGAAGGUCGUCCAGCAGCGGCUGGCGGGCCAGGCGGUGAUGGAGCCGAGCGAAGAGGAGCGGUUUCUCUUUCCGUUCGGCGUGACGCCGGAGUUCAGCGAAGCAGAGAAGAAGAGCCUGGAGUAUGUCCGCGACCACAUCCAGGCCGAAUCGCUCAAAUCGGGGCCCGUCUCCGCCGAGGAUGAUAGCACCACGCUGGAGGAGUACGUGCGCAACCUCGGGGCUCUGCCCAAAGUCAUCCAGAUGGUGAACCUGUGGGCGCAGGUGAUGCACGGGGUCGAGGCCAGCGAGGAGUCGGCGGGGUGGUUCAUCGACUACUGUCGUCGGAACCGGGGGUUGUUGGCUGUCCGGGCGGACGAUGCGUCGGGGGGACAGUAUUUGCGCUUUCAGGAUGGUCCCCCACUAACCUCAGCAACCCGCAAAGGCGCCCAAACCAUCGCCACCCGCCUCGCAGCCCUAAUCGGCCACCAAAACAUCCACCUGUCGACCCCCGUCCACGCCAUCCACGACCACUCCUCCCACGUCACCGUCACUACCUCCACCACCAAGUCCUACACAACCCGCAAGCUCAUCCUCUCCCUCCCCAGCACCAUGUACAAGGAACUCACCAUCACACCCCCCUUACCCCCGGCCGUCCGCACCGUCACGGACGCCACGGUGCUCGGCGACUACAACAAGGCCAUCAUCUGCUACAACACCCCCUGGUGGCGGGCCCAGAACUUCAACGGGUAUUUUGCCAGCUACGCGGGGCCCGUCAUCUUGGCGCGGGACACCUCCGUCGACGAGAAGCGGCACUUCUCGCUGACGUGCUUCGUGAACGGGGCCCCGGGGAGGGCGUGGAGCCGGCUGCUGCCGCACGAGCGGCGGGCGGCGGUGCUGAAGCAGCUGGCCCGGGUCUUUGGGCAAGACGCAAACUCAGACGUGUGGCGGCCGAUCGAGAUGUUCGAUCAGAUCUGGCAGCAUGAGCGGUAUAGUCGGGGCGCGUUGGCGCCGAUCACGGCGCCGGGGCAUUUGACGCAGUACGAAGAGGUGUAUGGGAGGGCGGUGGGUAAUGUGCAUUUCGUGGGGACGGAGUAUAGCCAAGUGUGGAAGGGGUAUAUGGAGGGGGCGCUGUGGUCUGGGGAGAAGGGGGCGGAGGAGGUGGUUCGGGCGCUGGGGGGGAAGGGGAGGGGGUGGGCGGUGUUGUAG